GGCCAUUCUGCGGCAGAUCUGAUCCAUCAUGUCUACGGUGACGGUUCAGCUUGGCCAAUGCGGCAACCAGCUGGGCCAGCAGCUCUUCCAGCUCCUCCACACGGAGGCCACCACCGCCCCGACCCAGACAAACACCGCCAGCAGCAGCCUCAGCAGCAGCCUCCCCGCGUCCACCAUCUCCCCCUACCACUCGUCGCUGCUCGACACCUACUUCUACCAGCCGCAGACCAAAGAUAGGCACAAUGACGCGUGGACGGCCAGGGCGGUGCUCAUCGACAUGGAGCCCAAAGUGGUCGAGCAGUGCCUCCACUCCACACACACCAAGCGGCCGCCCACACUCCUGUCUGCUCGACAUCCACAUCCCUCGAACAAGGCUGCCGCUGGUAUCGGUGGGAGCGGUGGCGCGCCUUCGGGUCAGUGGCGGUACGACGCCAAGAGUGCGGUGUGUCAGCAGAGCGGGAGUGCCAACAACUGGGGGUACGGGUACUUUGUGCACGGCGAGCGCAACAGGGAGAGGAUAGCCGACGUCACGAGGCGACAGGCCGAGAAAUGCGACAGGCUCGACAGCAUACACCUGAUGCAGAGCCUCGCAGGUCAGAUCUGCAGGCAGACGAACAGAUGAAGCGGUUGGCACACUCUUUUAAAAGAGUGUUUGUGUUUGUAUUUGAUAGGUGGCACCGGUAGUGGGUUGGGUGUGUAUGUGUUGGAUUUGUUGUGCGACGAGUACCCCUCUGUGUCGGUCCUCAACACGUGCGUGUGGCCUUUCAAAGCGGGCGAGGUCACGGUCCAGUGCUACAACGCAUCCCUCUCAAUGGCCAAGAUAUACCAGCAGAGGUCAGCUAGGCCAUUUUCCAUCCAUUCUCUCCCUGAUGUGCGUGUGUGUGGUGCAGUGACGGCAUCCUGUUUGUUGAGAACGACCGGUACCGGUCUCUGUGCGAGCGUCUGUACCACAUCGACCACCUGUCGUUCCCCUGCCUCAACGAGGCCAUCGCCAACGACCUCAUGGGCGCACUCACACCCCUAGACGACCCCGCACUGUCGGCAUCUGUGGGCUGGCGGCCAGCCAUCCCCCUCAUGCUCAGACAGUGCUGCACUCACCCCGCAUACAAACUCCUCACCAUGAGAUCCGUCCCGCAGGUCAACACCAUCCAUCCAUCCAUUCAUCCAACAUGGCAAUGAUCCCAUUCAUCCGUGUCUGUCUUUAGGUGCCGGUAUCUUCUGUUCCGUAUCACAGCGACGAGUGGUCGGGGCUGCUGAAGCGGCUGCAUCGCAUGUGUGGCCACCAGCUGAUUCUCGACUUCGAGGGCGCUACCCCACAUAUGGAGAGGGGCUGGGGGAGCUCAUGGGGAGGGGGAGGCGGUGGGGGCGGGGGCAUGCACAAGACAUCGCACCCCGACGCACCGCCGGCAGGUGCAUCGCAGCAGCCGUGGGGUGAGGAGGACGACCAGCAGCGGUGGGGCAACGUGAGUGUGGGCAGCCAGCUGGUGCUGCGGGGCGUCGACACGCACAGGGCCGACCCGGCCCCACUCAUGAAGAACGACAACUUCUGGAGCCUCGCGCUCGACCCCAUUGUGGUCCGUCCCCCACACAAGCCACAGAGGCAGAGAUGCUCGCUCCAUAUGUGUGCCAUGUGUGUGUAUGUUUCUCUGCGUGUAGGUGUAUCAGAAUCCGUUUCCAUUCCGUGGUCUGCAGCGGUCGGCGUCGCUCAUAGCCAACGACCAAUCGCCGCUGACAGCCCUCAAAGAGUGAGGGAGUGAACACCCCUGCAAUACAGAUCAUACACCAUGCAUGCGUGUGUGUGCGGGGGUGCGGUAUGUGGCAGGAUGUUGCAUCGCGGCUUGGGCAUGCUGGUUGGUCGAGCGUAUGUGCAUCAGUAUGAGGCGUACGGGCUGGGGGAGGAGGCCAUCGGCGAGGCCAUGCAGUGCCUCACACAAAUCAUUCACUCAUACCAGCAACUCAAGACAUGAUUGACCUGCCAGGCCAGCUGUGGACAUCCAUCAUAUCACAAUACUUUUCGUGAUGUUUGCCCGUUGGCCACCUAAAGUAACAUCUAGACCCUCUUUCUUUGCUUCUCUGCAUCCGUUAACAUGCACUACCGCAGCCUGUCUGUGCUCGGCCGGCCCCGUGCUUGGUGUUUGUGGUGUCUCGUCGGAUUGGGAUGCCUCUCAGACGAGACACCACAAACAUCAAGCAGGAACAGAGGGAACAGAGUCAUCAGCAGCGACGUUCAGUCAGUUCGACGCAACAAACACUGUAUGCGUAUUGACAUCAAAACAUC
Messenger RNA from Vitrella brassicaformis, 2278 nucleotides. Lineage: Eukaryota; Vitrellaceae. The record is from the annotation of a GenBank genome assembly.